Molecule: messenger RNA, 4293 nt
Organism: Cavenderia fasciculata
Lineage: Eukaryota; Evosea; Eumycetozoa; Acytosteliales; Cavenderiaceae
Exons: 3
Coding region: 1-4293 (1430 amino acids)
Source: RefSeq, a predicted model, not a curated record
AUGUUACGAUUCAGUAAGCUAUUACAAACUUACAAAUCUGUAACUCCACAGUUUGUAAGUCUACAACAACAACAACAACAACAGUCACCUACAAAUACUGUAUCACAUAACAUCAGUCAACGUAACAUUCAUAGUGGCAACAACAACCAAGACCAUGAUGACGAUCUCAAUUCAAUGACACUCGUACAAUUAAGACGAUUGGCUAAAGAGGAACGUAUUCGAAUCACCUAUCUUGCCAAAGGAGAGAUGAUCAGUCAUAUUCAAAGUGUUCGUCAAUCACGUCAGUCCAAUCCCAAUACUACUACUACUACUACAGAUUCAAAGAGACAACUACAAGAAGUACAAAUUGAAGAGGAACAACAACAAGAGGUUGAAGAAGAGGAACAAGAACAAGUAGUAUUGGAGAAAUCUAAAAGAGGAAGAAAGAAAAAGGUUGUUCAAGAAGUACAAUUUGCUGCUGCUGCACCAGCUUCACCAGCCGUUUCUCUUCCACUCCAAAAGUCAGAUUUAAAUACUCUUUCAGCCGAGCAACUGCACAAUCUAAUUGAUUCUGCAACCUUAAAGGAAGCUCUCAUCAAUCUAUUGCUCGCACAAUCAAAGCCUGUCGAAGUUAAGGCCACUACCACCACUGCCACCACCGACAACACUACUACGACAACAGACACUACUACAGACAGUACCGUUCGUGUCAAGAGAAAGUAUACAAAGAAGCAACAAUUGUUAAAAGAACAAGAUAUCGAUGUUCAAAAUAGCUUUAAAAAUAUUGGUGCAACACUCAAUAUUGCAAAAGAAACACAAGAAAAGGUUGUACUAGCUGCACAACAACAACAACAACAACAACAAAAAUUCGAGAAUGAAAAGAGUAUUGAAGAUAUUGUGGCUACUUUUAGUCAACCACCAAUGCAAACCACUCAACAUACAAUGCCAUCAUUUGAUAUCAAUGCACUCAACCUAGAGGUUGAAUCAUUACUUGGUGAAAUCAACAAAGAGGUAUCAUGGAAUAAUAAGGUCAAAACUGUACAAGAGACUAUUGAAUCACAACCAACAACAACAACAUCAACAACAACAACAACAGCAACAGCAACAUCUACAAUCGAAUCACAAUCCCAACCACCACAACCAAUAAUAUCAACAACAACAACAUCGACAUUGGAAUCACCACAACCAAUAACAACACCAAAAUAUACAAUCCAAUCACCAACAACAUCAACAUCUUCUUUCCACCAAUCUCCAACUUCAACAAAACCAAAAACAUCCUUUUCUCGACCACCAUCACCAUCAUUUAAAGAAGAACAACGAUUAGCAAAUCAAUCAAAGUUUGUUGAAAAAGAGAGUAGUAGUCAAGUUGGUUCAUUGUCUACAAGUUAUGUUAAAUUUAUGGAAAAGAGUAUAUCGGAAUUGUCAAAAGAGGAGGUCAUGCGUAUUUGUGAACAAAAGGGAAUUAAAUUCUCACCCAAUUUCAAUAGAAUGGCACUUGUCAGAAAGCUCAAUGAUAACAAUAUAUUCAAGGUUCAGGUUAGAGUAGAAGAUAACACUCCACCCCCUCCCUCUCCUUCUCCUUCCCCUUCUCCUUCUCCUUCUCCUUCCCCUUCCCCUUCUUCUUCCUCAUUUUCUUCAUCUUUGGAAUCACAACAACAACAACAACAACCAAUAGUAAAACCAUAUCAAAAACAAUACGCUCAAAAACAAGCCAAACAAUUCAAAUACCAAGAACAAACUCAAAUCAAGGUACUUGAAAACCAAAAAAACAUUAUCAGAUCUGCCAUUACUAGUUUAUUCCAAACUCAAAAUCAAGUCAAAUUUGCCAAAGAAUUAACUUUUAUUUUUUCAUUAUUAACAUCAAUGCAAACAAAAGAUAAUACUUUAUUUACUCAAUUGAAUCAAGAGAUGGUAGAUAGUAUGCUUUCACAUAAAUGGAUUUCAUUGAAUUCUGUCAAUAAUUUCAUUAGAUAUCUGUUUGAUACUGGGUACCCAGACUGUUUUGGUGUCAUUGAACACUACAUGUCUAGAGCAUUUUUUGGUUCAAAGAUUUUGGAAGAUGUUGCCACUGCAUUGGGUCUAGAGAGAUUGGUAGAGUUGGAAAAGAGUUGCAAGCUAGGGUUUGAACAAGGUCAACCACUCAAUCUCAACCUCUACAAGAAUUUGGCUGAAUGUCUUUUACUGUACAAGUACAGAGACGGAGGGUUUGACGCUGCCUUUGAAUUUUAUCAAACGUUGCCAGCCACCGUUCAAAAGCCAAUCACCAUCUCGUUGUCCAUCAUUCUAGAGGGUAUUGAAAAGAAUUUGGGUGCUGCAGAGGCACUACAGUGUUUUGAAAAGAUUACCGCCACCUUGCUCUCGUCGUUGCCAGCCGACCAAAACGACGUGGUUAGUCAGAGCGAGAUUCUCCAAUUCCUUACACAUCCAUUAGUUUUUAUUCUCUCUGUCCACCACCGCUCCGACUAUGCCGCUUUGAUAUCGCGUCCAACACUCGCACCACUCUUCCGCGACCAACGUGUCGUCCAGUUUUUGAUCUUUAAAAAACACUACGAGUUGCUUUGGAGCAGCUUGGUUGGCCAAACCCCGUCCACACAGCUCCAGAUCCUCUUUGAGGAGGGUGAGAUGUUGGCCUAUGGCAAACAGUUCCUCUUGCGAGACAAUGCCAAGCAAUUCAAGGCAUUCCUCGAUACGUUUGACGCAUCGCACGCCAAACCCAUCCACAUUGCUCGUCUCUUUGAAAUCCUUUUGCAAGAAAAAGAAGAGGGAGGUACAGCUAUCCCAAUCGACCAGGAGACAAAGCAAUACUUGGUCAGCAAGAUCUGUCAGUUGGCAUCGACCCAGUCUUAUGUGUUUGCGACCAUCUAUGUGCACAGCGUGCUCACUGCUCGCACUGCCGUUCUCGAGCCGAUGGAGCAAUACCUCGGCGCACAAAAGUCGACACACCUCAACAACCUGACGAGUCAGAUUGUCAGAUAUUUCCUCCAGUUGGGCCACUACAACUUGGCGCUGGAGCACUAUAAACGUCGUACCAUGUUUGGUUUUGGCGAGGCGUCGCAAGACGACUAUGACAUUGCCCGCGACUCGAUGCUCAACUUCCCCAGAAACAAUGUCAUCAAGUCUGAUAUGGACAUUGAACUCGAGAAUGCCCUCACCAACGGUGACAGUGCUGCCGUCUAUCACACGCUGGUCGAGUUUUCCAAGAGUCGUACCACAUUCCCCAUCGGCACACUUUUGAUUCGAUCUGCUCAAUUCCUUCUCGAAAGGGAUCCAGAAAGCUACGACCGAUUCAUUGGUAAUACUUCGUUGCCAUCCAUGUAUCGUGCAGUACUCUAUGACAGUCAACUCAUCCUCGACACACUCUCCAACAAGAGUCUAAAGGACGGACUCGAGAUGUGUCUCCGAGAACACCCCAGUUUGUUUGGCGGCAACCCACAGAUCCGAUCAACCAUUCUCCAGACAUUGAUCGAUCUUGGUAUGAUUCAAGAGGUGACAGAUAUUAUCGAGAGCAUGUCAAGUGCACAACUCUCACAUUACAGUAUCAUCCAGACAUUUUCAAAACUCGUCCUCCAAACCUACCAAGGUGGAUUGAGCGACAUUCCUGAAAAGGCACGUACUCUCUUGCUCAAGUAUUCUGAUCAGGCUACUGGUGCAGUUAGUCGUAGCGACCUCUCGCGCCUCCGUCUUGUCAUGCAAUACUACCACAAACACGGACCAGCCGAGAACCUCAAAGAAAUACUCGACUCUUUCCUAUCCAUCAAAGCCAAAGACCUAAACACUCUUGAAAACUGGAGAAACUAUAUCUAUUGCUACUACCAGUAUGUCCACCCUACCGAUGCCCAUCUCUUGGGCCACGAUUCGGCCUUUAAGAUCAUUCAAGGUUGUUCUGAAGAAUCCAAGCCAUUUAUGUUCUCGGCACUCUUUGAAUACUUUAUCCAAACUGGAAACCCCCAUCUUGUUGGCGCCAUCAUAAACACAUACGAAUCCUAUUUUACCACUAUCCGUGAGGUUGCUCUCGUCCCCAUCCUCAGCAGUAUCAACAGUCCAGCUCUCCGCCUCGAGCUAUUCAAACGUCUUGAAAUCAACUACCAACUACAAUACGAUAUUAGAAUUCACGACGCUAUCCGAUCGAUCCUUGCCUCUGUACCAAACGACUCGAUCACCAAAAAGUUAAAUGCCAUUCAAUGGGCACAAAAAGACGUACCAGAGGAAUCAAGAGCCAAAGACGACCAACUCACAAAAAUCCUUUCAAAUUUACAUUCCAACUUUAUUUAUCAUUAUCGUAAUCAUUCAAAAGAACUUGAACAUGAAAAUUAA